Molecule: messenger RNA, 159 nt
Organism: Racocetra persica
Lineage: Eukaryota; Fungi; Glomeromycota; Glomeromycetes; Diversisporales; Gigasporaceae
Source: the annotation of a GenBank genome assembly
AUGAGUUUGAGUGAAGAAACCCAAAACCUACUUGUAGACUUGAGAAUCAUGUGUAACAAGUGUAAUAUCCCAAUAGAAGGUAUUAAAGCGGAACUAGUAUCUUGUUUAGAGGAUUUCUGUGAAAUCUAUGAUGAUGAAAAACCUUUUCUAUCUGAUGAG